Molecule: messenger RNA, 927 nt
Organism: Drechmeria coniospora
Lineage: Eukaryota; Fungi; Ascomycota; Sordariomycetes; Hypocreales; Ophiocordycipitaceae
Product: PapD-like protein
Exons: 6
Coding region: 1-927 (308 amino acids)
Biological process (GO): endoplasmic reticulum membrane organization
Cellular component (GO): plasma membrane; endoplasmic reticulum membrane
Molecular function (GO): FFAT motif binding
Source: RefSeq, a predicted model, not a curated record
AUGUCGGUCGAUAUCGAGCCUUCCGAGCUGAGCUUUCGCCGCCCCUUCACCGUCGAGGUCUCGCAGAUCUUGACGAUCAAAAACCCAACCUCCUCGCCCCUCGCCUUCAAGGUCAAAACUACAGCCCCGAAACAAUAUUGCGUCCGACCAAAUGCUGGCCGUAUCGAGCCCGGUCAGGACUUUGACGUCACCGUCCUCCUGCAAGCGAUGAAAGCCGACCCUCCCGCCGACACGAGAUGUCGCGACAAGUUCCUCGUUCAGUCUGCACCCAUCACCCCCGACAAGGAGUUUGCGGCCAUUUCUUCUGUGGUAGGUGCCCUCGACGGCCAACUCGGAUCUGCUUCGAUCAAUCAACUGACGGCUUCGGGCCAGCUUGACGCAACCGACAAGAGCCAGAUCCAGGAGCGCAAGAUUCGCGUCAACUGGCUGGCCGCCAACGGGGGUCAUGAUCAAGCGUCCAACUCGGUCCCGUCGUCCCAUGGGACGCCCAACAGGCAGUCCAUGAUCAAUGGGCUGGUCAGCGAGACCCCGGAGGCAUCCCGCACUUACAUGUCCCCCAAAAACGACCUAGAGUCGACGCCCGUGUCGGCCCCCCCGGCGUAUACGUCUGACGAGACGAGGGACGUCGAAGACAGAAAAUCGGACCCCUCAAAGUCAGCCGCGUCCCCGGCCGCCGGCGGCGCCGGUUCGGAUUCCGCCAAGGUCACCCUCCAGGAGCUCAAGGCCAAGCUCGCCAAAGCGGAGGCCGAGCUGGUGAACCUCAAGGACAGCGGCCUUCGGCAGCGCAACGUCAAGGCCGCCACCGAGGAGGUGAAGAAGGUCGGGGGUCAGACCGUCCAGGCCGUCAAGCAAGCCGACGGCGUGCCCGUCCAGGUUGUCGCCAUGCUCUGCCUGAUGAGCUUCCUGCUGGCCUACUUCUUCUUCUAA